AUGCCCGUCUUCACCAACAUGCGUUCCCAUCCCACAAGUCGCAGGUGCGCUCGGAGCCUCUGGAUCUUGUCGAAUCCAAGGCUCCCAUUGCCCUUUACUCGCCUCCAAAGUUCCAGCUCCGGCAAUUCCCCCUCGGCCAAACCCCAGCAUAAUGCGCGAUCGCAUCGCCGCCGCCGAGAGAGAGUCCCCAAGUCUCGUCUGGUUGAGCUUGAGGUCGAUGCGCUAGGCGAGCGCGGAAAUGUCACGUUGCUCACGCCGGAACGUCGCCCCAGAUCCUUCCAACGCAGACCCAGUUCGCAUGGCAAACCUACGGCCGCCGAUUCCACACCGCAGACCACUAUUGAAUCAUUGCUGAAUGACCUGGACCAAGAAGAGGCUUCCGCCCUCAGUACUACUGCCGCCCAAGAGGCCAUUCGGGAUCUUGGCCGGACUCCCGAGCAAGGGCUGAGGUUGACAACAAAUGAGUGGGAGGGCUUGCGAUCGCAACUGGCUUCCUCGUUCACAUACAAUCAAUUGACCGAAUACAUCGCCAACAAUGCGACUGGACUGGAACGUGAAUUGGGAGAAGAUGCGUGGAGACCUGGGAUGUCUUCCUUCUGGCACGCCAGCCCGGCUGGGGAAAGCAGGGGUACAGGUCGCAUCAUAUCUACAUCGCAGGGAUUGACGGGCAAGUCCGUACUGGCAGAGCGCAUUCUACGGGACUGCUGGCAACUGUCAGUCACAAACGAACAAGGCCAACUAGACCUACGCCUCUCACCCGCGAUUAUCACUGUCCUCCAUAACUCCACGCACUUCUCGUUCGACGAGGUGGCCGAUCUCCAUCACGCCAGCAUCGAUAUCACCAACUCUCUGGGCUUGGUCAGGGUCACUGGUACACAGGAGGCGUGCGAGUGGACUCGGGAAGUCAUUCAGGACGCUGUGGCUCGGAUCCGAGAGGAGACCGUUGGCAUCAGUCUGGAUCAAGAGUCCAGCUCGGGUCAGGCAUACACGCCACCUUUCUUGGAAUGGGUCUGCAAGAAGCAUGGGAUUGCCAUCGAACAAUCUCCGUCAUCUGUUCCUGAAAAGAUUCUAUAUCUCGCCGAAAACUUGCAGGGUGCCGAAGAUGCCCGCAGAACCUUCCACCUCGUUCUUUCGGAUGCUAGCCAGUCUCCUGUGCCAUUCUCGACCUAUAUGCCUGCCUCGAAGCUAGCAAACAUGUACGAUCAAAGCUUGCGGUUCCCAUCGUGGUUCGAUCGGCAAAAAUCAUGGUCCCGAUGGGCCACAUCUUCGGCGCAGAAGACAGCAGCCGGUAUUCACCCGGCUCCCUUUUUCGACGACCAUCAGACGCGAAUUUCCGACGAGAUUUUGAAACUACUUCGAAAGGAUGUUACUGCGCAGGAGCGACCUUCCAACGGAGCUACUGUGUACGAAUCGGUAACUGCAGCCGUGGGAAGAUGUCUCUUCUCGCCAAAGAACCCAUUUCCAGAUGCAGAUGGUACAGAUGCUCUCAGCGCAUCGCAGCUGGGCCGACUAUCGCUACCGCGCACUUUUACGAGGGAAAUACCCAAAUUGACGCCCUUUCUGGAAAAGCUCCCGCAACUUGACGUUAUGAAAAGCACGGGACGAUAUCUUCUUCGACUCAAGCCAUCGUUCCAGUUCCUGGGUGUCGUUCCUGAGCUCGAAGUGGAAUUUGCCCCACGGGAAUCUAACGCAGAAUCGAGUGAAGGCACUGAGCCAGCCGUUAAGAUCACAAGCCUGAGGUCCAUCCUGCGAAGCAGUUCUGUCGACUACCUCUUGCCUGAAAUCUCAAUCGACCUCCGCUUCACACGCACUGCCUACCGUGAUAUCUCGGCAGAGACUUUGAGCCAAACACCCCACUAUAAACAACUCGUCCAGCACAUCGAGGACAUCCUCGGCCGUUUGAUUGCAUCCGCGGAUGCUUCUUACAAGGCCGUUCCUCUCCCCGCCUUCUGUACGAUUUCCCUCCCCCGUGGUCUUCUCCUUAAUCCCGAGCAAGAGUCGUUCGACGAUGCCCUCUGGGACGCAUUGCCUCAAAACAACAUGGAGGUGGAAUACAUAUAUCCUCCUCUGUGCAAUAUUCACGAUGCGGUAGUCCAGCAUUAUUAUUUUGACGGUCGAAAGCUCAGUUACCAGUUCUAUGAAAGCGGGUCUUUCCUGGCUGCGAAUACGACCGAUGUCUCGCUGGCGGAGGAUAUCCCUCAGCCUGAUCCGAAGCAGCUGGACUCCGACGAGUUCCAACGCUCCGUGGAGCAGCAGUACCAUUCAUUUUAUCUUUCGGCAUGCGAUCUGGCAUUCAAGGUCCAUUUGGCCAGACACAAUUCACUUGCCUCAUUACUGUCCUGA
Penicillium argentinense is the source of this 2343-nucleotide messenger RNA. Its product is annotated as putative respiratory complex assembly protein Rmp1. Bases 1 to 2343 code for a protein of 780 amino acids. The record is from RefSeq and is a predicted model, not a curated record. The transcript has a single exon. Lineage: Eukaryota; Fungi; Ascomycota; Eurotiomycetes; Eurotiales; Aspergillaceae.